Debaryomyces hansenii CBS767 is the source of this 1773-nucleotide messenger RNA. It is a transcript of the gene ADE17, whose product is annotated as bifunctional phosphoribosylaminoimidazolecarboxamide formyltransferase/IMP cyclohydrolase. Gene Ontology annotation, molecular function: IMP cyclohydrolase activity; phosphoribosylaminoimidazolecarboxamide formyltransferase activity. The coding region runs from base 1 to 1773 and encodes 590 amino acids. Gene Ontology annotation, biological process: 'de novo' IMP biosynthetic process. The transcript has a single exon. Lineage: Eukaryota; Fungi; Ascomycota; Pichiomycetes; Serinales; Debaryomycetaceae. The record is from RefSeq and is a predicted model, not a curated record. Gene Ontology annotation, cellular component: cytosol.
AUGCCAAACCAUACUAAAACUGCCAUUUUAUCGGUUUACGAUAAAACUGGAUUAUUAGACUUAGCCAAGGGAUUAGUCGCUCAAGAUGUUCGUAUUUUAGCAUCUGGUGGUACCUCGAAGUUGAUUCGUGGAGCCGGUUUCCCAGUUGAAGACGUUUCUACGAUCACCCAUGCCCCGGAAAUGUUAGGUGGUAGAGUUAAGACCUUACACCCAGCUGUUCACGGUGGUAUUUUGGCCAGAGACUUGAAGAGUGACGAAGCUGACUUAGAAGCUCAAGGUAUUGAAAAGGUUGAUAUUGUUGUCUGUAACUUGUACCCAUUCAAGGAAACUGUGUCUAAGGCCGCUGUUACCAUUGAAGAAGCUGUCGAGGAAGUUGACAUUGGUGGUGUUACUUUGUUGAGAGCUGCUGCUAAGAACCAUUCCAGAGUCACUAUUUUGUCUGAUCCUAAGGAUUACGCCGGCUUUUUGGAACAAUUAAAGACUGGUGAAAUUUCGACUGAUGCUAGAAACAGAUACGCAUUGAAGGCUUUCGAACAUACCGCAGACUACGAUGUUGCUAUCUCUGAUUUCUUCAGAAAGGAAUACGCUGAAAACGUAUCUCAAUUACCAUUAAGGUACGGUGCCAACCCUCACCAAAAGCCUGCUCAAGCUUUUGUUACCCAAGGUGAACUUCCUUUCAAGGUUUUGUCCGGUUCCCCAGGUUACAUCAACUUAUUGGAUGCCUUAAACUCGUGGCCAUUAGUUAAGGAAUUAUCAGCUUCCUUAAAUUUACCAGCCGCCGCCUCUUUCAAACACGUUUCCCCAGCUGGUUGUGCUGUCGGUUUACCAUUGUCAGAUGUUGAAAAGAAGAUUUACUUUGUUGAAGACAUCGAAAACUUAUCUCCAUUAGCUAACGCUUAUGCUAGAGCUAGAGGUGCUGACAGAAUGUCGUCUUUUGGUGACUGGAUCGCUUUAUCCAACAUUGUUGAUUUACCAACUGCCCAAAUUAUUUCUAAGGAAGUUUCCGAUGGUGUAAUUGCUCCAGGUUAUUCUGAUGAAGCUUUGGCAAUCUUAAAGAAAAAGAAGGGUGGUAAGUACUGUAUUUUACAGAUUGACCCUAACUACAACCCAGAUAACUUGGAAUCAAGACAAGUUUACGGUAUCACUUUGCAACAAAAGAGAAAUGACGCCAUCAUCAAGGGUAACUCCUUCAAAGAAAUCGUUUCCAAGAACAAGGAAUUAACUGAACAAGGUACCAUUGAUUUAACAGUGGCAACUAUUGUUUUGAAGUACACUCAAUCUAACUCGGUUUGUUACGCCAAGAAUGGUAUGGUUAUUGGUUUAGGUGCUGGUCAACAAUCUCGUAUCCACUGUACUAGAUUAGCUGGUGACAAGGCUGACAACUGGUGGUUCAGACAACAUCCAAAGGUUUUAGGUAUGAAAUGGGCCAAGGGUGUUAAGAGACCUGAAAAGUCCAACGCCAUCGAUUUAUUCGUCACUGGCCAAAUUCCAUCCUCUGAACCAGAAAAGACUGAAUAUGAAAGUAAGUUUGCUGAAUUGCCAGAACCUUUGACUGAAAAAGAAAGAGAAGAAUGGUUAGGCAAGUUAACCGAUGUUGCUUUAUCUUCUGACGCUUUCUUCCCAUUCCCUGAUAAUGUUUACAGAGCUGUCAGAUCUGGUGUUAAGUUCAUCGCUGCUCCAUCUGGUUCUGUUAUGGAUAAGGCGGUCUUUGGUGCUGCUGAUUCUUUCGAUGUUGUCUACGUCGAAAACCCAAUUCGUUUAUUCCAUCAUUAA